Molecule: messenger RNA, 1387 nt
Organism: Chrysoperla carnea
Lineage: Eukaryota; Metazoa; Arthropoda; Insecta; Neuroptera; Chrysopidae
Product: G-patch domain and KOW motifs-containing protein homolog 1-like
Exons: 7
Coding region: 29-1387 (452 amino acids)
Biological process (GO): mRNA splicing, via spliceosome
Cellular component (GO): spliceosomal complex
Source: RefSeq, a predicted model, not a curated record
CAAAUACUUGAACUGAUAAAGUAUAAAAAUGAGUAAUGAAGAAAAGAAAUUUUCAUUUUCAUUCACAAAACAAUUAAAAAAGUCAAAUAUUGUAAAUUCAGAUAAUAAAGAAGAUACCAAAACGGAAAAUAUUCAAUUAAUCGACUGUGUCGAAGAAAAUUCAAUAAAAGUUAUCGGAAGUGAAAAUGAAAUAAAAAAGGAACCCUUGGUAAUUCCAUUGAGCAAGAAUACCAAAAAAAUUCCAGUUUCGGAAGAUCCUAUAAUUAUUACUUCUGAAAAUUCCACGACACAAAAGUCUUUAGAAGAUAUUGCAGUACAAGAAUUAAUAAAUGAAUCGAAAAAUAUUACUACAAAUAAAGCAGCACCACUUGUUCAUACAAUUCCGAAAUUAUCAGAAAAUGGUGAAAUAGCUGGUGAACCAGAGUCAACGUUAGAUGAUUAUGAAAAUGUUCCUAUAAGUGAAUUUGGUUUUGCAAUGCUUCGAGGUAUGGGAUGGAAGGAUGGAGAAGAAAAUGGGAACAAUCCCAAAACAGCUCAUCAAAUGCCAGCUGUCCGACCAAAAGGUAUGGGUUUAGGUGCCGAUAAAUUAAGAACAGAUAAAAACAGUACAAAAUCACAAGCAACUAAUAAUGGUGAACAGUUAAAGAUUAUAAAGAAUGCGUAUGUAAAAAUUAUUUCGGGCAGAUAUAAUAACAUGUUGGGACAGGUGCAAGGUUUUGAUGACGAUGCUGGAUCAAUAAUUAUUAAACUAGCUUUAACUGGAAAUGUCGUAUCAUUACAAGAAUUUCUAGUGGAACCUAUUACCAAAUCUGAGUAUGAUAAAAACUCAAAAGUAAUUAAUUUACAAAAAUAUGAAGAAUAUGGUAAAAAAGAUAAAAAAAAUCUCGAAACAGAUAAACAUAAAAAUUUAGACCCAAAUGAGUACGAAUCAAAACCAUAUAAAAAACAUUCAAAAUAUGACUCAGAUUCAGAAGAUAGUGACAUAUCAAAAUCAAAUCGAAAACAGGAUAAACAUAGUAAACGAUAUUCAGAUAAAAAUGAUAAACGUGAAAAAAAUCAUUCAAAAUCAAAUUCAGAAAACGAUUUAAAAUAUUCAAGAAAUAAAAAUUCGAGCGAUUCUGAUUCAGAAUAUGAAUAUAAAAAUCAUAGAAAAAAUAAAUAUCGAGAUGACCGAUAUGAUUCAAAAUACAAACGUAAUGAUGACGAUACAGAUUCAUAUCGAAAUCGAAGUAGAAAUUACGAUAAGUACGAUAAGUAUAGUAGAGAUAAAUAUACAGAUUCGAAUUCUUCAAAAUCCUCUAAACAUAAAAGUAGUCGUGAUUAUGAUGACAGCUACAAAUAUAAAAAAUCAUCAUCAAGUAAAUCGCGUCGAUCCAGGUCAAGAUAA